Arabidopsis arenosa is the source of this 939-nucleotide messenger RNA. The record is from the annotation of a GenBank genome assembly. Lineage: Eukaryota; Viridiplantae; Streptophyta; Magnoliopsida; Brassicales; Brassicaceae.
CAAUAUGUCGCUACCUCUGCUGGUCUUCCGUCGAGAUCGAUGGCGGAGAGAGCGAGGCAAGCCAAAAUUCCUCCACCUGAGGGACCCCUAAAGUGUCCACGAUGCGACUCCAGCAACACUAAGUUCUGUUACUACAACAACUAUAACCUCACUCAGCCUCGUCACUUCUGCAAAGGUUGCCGUCGCUACUGGACACAAGGCGGCGCCCUGAGAAACGUCCCUGUCGGUGGAGGCUGCCGGAGGAACAACAAGAAGGGCAAAAAUGGAAAUUCAAAAUCUUCUUCUUCUUCUUCCAAACAGUCUUCUUCCUCGGCCAACGUUCCAAGUCCUAGCUCAGGACAGCUAAGGACAAAUCAUCAGUUCCCGUUUUCACCAACUCUUUUCAAUCUCACUCAACUCGGAGGUAUUGGUUUGAACUUAGCCGCUACUAAUGGCAACAACCAAGCUCACCAAAUCGGUUCGAGUUUGAUGAACGAUCUAGGGUUUCUCCAUGUCGGAAAUGGACGAAAUACUUCAACUCCGAUGACAGGAAACAUUCAUGAAAACAACAACAACAACAUCAACGAAAACAACCUAAUGGCAUCCGCUGGAUCGUUGAGUCACUUUGCUCUCUUCGAUCCAACAACGGGGCUAUACGCUUUCCAGAACGAGGGUAAUAUCGGAAACAACGUUGGGAUAUCUGGUUCUCCUACUUCAAUGGCUGAUUCUAGGGUUUAUCAGACGCCUCCAGUAAAGAUGGAAGAGCAACCUAAUUUGGCUAACUUGUCUAGACCGGUCUCCGGUUUGACGUCUCCUGGGAAUCAAACAAAUCAGUUCUUUUGGCCCGGUUCGGAUUUCUCGGGUCCUUCUAAUGAUCUCUUGUGAGAUAAUAUGUUUGUCAGAUCAUUAACGUAUGUUACCACUUACGACGUGGAGAUUGAUUAAAAGGACUACGAACGG